Hypoxylon trugodes is the source of this 2949-nucleotide messenger RNA. RefSeq lists its product as uncharacterized. The record is from RefSeq and is a predicted model, not a curated record. Gene Ontology annotation, cellular component: nucleus. The transcript is spliced from 7 exons. Gene Ontology annotation, molecular function: transcription cis-regulatory region binding; DNA-binding transcription factor activity, RNA polymerase II-specific; zinc ion binding. Lineage: Eukaryota; Fungi; Ascomycota; Sordariomycetes; Xylariales; Hypoxylaceae. The coding region runs from base 211 to 2484 and encodes 757 amino acids. Gene Ontology annotation, biological process: regulation of DNA-templated transcription.
AACUCCACGCAUCUCCACGAUUCCUAAAACAACUCCCGGAGAUUAACAUCACUUACAUUCACACUCACACUUAUCUACACUUAGUUAUACUUGCUGCAUCAGACUAUGAUGCCACAUGUCUAGGUUGUCCUUCCUACACAUUCAAAUUCGUCAUCUUGUUCACUAAAUCUAUGGCCUCCUCUUUUCUGUCUUAUUCCCAUAUCGGAUCGAAUGGCGCCAAAAUCAGAUACUGAUUCUAGAGACGAGGAGCGCCUUGCCGCUUGCUUCAACUGUAAGAAAUCUAAACUAAAAUGUGUCCGACCCAAUGGAUCUGCAACUUGUACUCGAUGUACACAACGUUCAAUUCAAUGUUCGGCGCCACUCUUUCAUGUCGGUCGUCAUAAAGGAGUAAAAAACAAACAUUCGGGGUUGGAAAAAGCCGUCUUUCAAAUAGAACAGGCGUUGAGAAGGUCACACGCAGGUUCUAUCGAUCAGGUACAGACGGCAGAGCAAGCCACUGAAUUGAGAUUUUUAUUAGAGAGGAGCAGGGAACUCCUCAGUGGCGAGAAUGGACUUCCCCGGCACAUAUCCGCAGCUCAGAAUGGCGUAGAUCGCGACCAGGUGUCUGUAUCUCCCCAGCAGACUUCAACCUCGAUUGGGACGUCGCCUUCGCAGGACUGCUCUCGUGACGAUUCAGCAGUAGCAAAUACCAAGGUCGAAGAAGAUCAACUUAGUUUAGACGAUGCCGAGAAUCCACUGCAAUUGUUAGCUCGGACAUCGGAACUAUUAUCAUCUAUAACGCCACAAGUGCAAGGAUCCGGUGCAGGCCGUCUUCCUUCCAAAUCUAAUUCUCAGCGUGGCUUAGGAGGGGAAGGAGAUGAUUUGCAGAAAUUCUUUGGCCGUUUUCAAGCGCGAUUGGAUGUAGGCGAAGAUCUUGAUCCCAUUGAACUGGGCCUCAUCACCGUUGCGGAAGCCGAGACGUUAUUCGCAUAUUUUUAUGAAAAACUCGCACAUACGCGUUGGGGAAUUGACCCCGUGAUACACACCGUGGAUUUUAUUCGAAACAGGUCGGCUUUUCUACUGACCUCAAUAGCCGCCGCGUCGGCACUAUUUUCACCAUCUAUGGAAGCAUUAUAUAAGAGACUUUCUAAUCAUCGACAAAAGCUCGCCAGUCUUAUCAUGUCAAAGCGCUAUAAAUCGGUAGAGAUUAUCCUAGCAUUCAUGGUGAAUAUACCAUGGAUCUCGGCUGGUGAACAUUGGGCUGAUGACGAAACCUCGACUUACCUUUCCAUGGCUUUGACGUUUGCAUUGGAUCUAUCUCUAAACAAGAUCAUUUUGCCUUCAUCUACGGAGCCGCGAAGUCCAAGAGAUAGUUUUGCCACAUCCGACUGUAUUUCUGGCAGGAAAGCCCUUGCGAUGGAUGGUUUUAAUAUGGAUCCGGAUUCCCCGAGGGGAAGAAGGCUCUUGAGGAGAAGAGAACGAACUUGGCUAUCUCUUUUUGUUCUUGAAAGAGGCGUAUGUCUUGCAAGAGGAAGGAAUUAUGUUCUGCCAAUGUCUCCACUCAUUGAAAGUUGCGAUCAAUGGCAUUUGAGCGACUUGGCGGAUAGAUGGGAUGGUUCAAUUGUCUCAGUCGCAGUUUUAAGAAGAGAUCUGACGAAUAUCAUCACAAAAGUAAGAGCAAUUUGCGAUAGUUAUGCCAACGGUAAUAGUGAAUCCUCUGUUGUGGAUAGAGUCAAGCAUGAAAUUACACUUUUCUUCGAUAGAUGGUACCAAACUUGGCCCCUGCAAUUAGGCGAUCGUGAGCAACUAUCGUUGCCCCCGUAUGUCGAGAUUCUGGCAUCCCACACUCGACUAUCUCUGUACAGCUCUGUGAUUAACCAUAGCACUGCACCCGUCGGAGCACGUCAUUUCUUUCGUGCUGCUGGUCUUUCAUCCGCAUUAAAUGUUCUGCGAGUGGCUGUGCAGGGCGAGGGGCAGCUAAGGUCUAUGCCUAACAACACCGCCAUCAUGAUAUCCUUUGCUGCAUGUUUCGCCCUCAGGGUUAGCACAGUCGCUGAUGGCCGAGGCUCCAGCCUAGCUCCCAGCAUAAGAGCCUUGAUAGCGGAGACUACAGACGUGUUGGAAAGGAUAGGGUCAGCCCCAAUCCAACGAAAGGGACUCUCUUGUCUGUUCGCCGGGCAAUUGAGACAAAUCCUGAAAUAUGCAUCCCGGGCCCCAGAUACUACCCAAGCUCUACCGGAAUCGAAUGGAGAGUUGACCAAGAACGCUUCUAUUUAUACCGACCUUACUGCAGCCCAUAUGGCCAACCACCAAGGCACAAUUCAAAUGCCGGUUGCGGCAACAAGUCUACCUCCGGACUACUUGAUAUUCUCUACCAUGUCGAAUGAGAAUCAGUUAGAUGAAGCUAUUCACAGCACUGAGAUUGGGCUCAACCCAUUCUGGGAGGACUUCCAAUUUCAAAGUGCCGACUUGGAUUGGAUGGAUUGGUCAACAUUCGGAACGUAAAUGUAUGAACUUCAUGUCUAUAAUCUGAAAUUUCGGUACAUCGGUGUUUACGGAUUGUGGUGAGGAGCAUUCAAAUGGUGUUGGUUAUACCUGGUUUGAAGGGAUUUGAAGGGGCGUUCGGAUAGGUCUGAUUUCGAUAUCGUGUAUUGUAUGCUGGUCUUAGCAUACUCGGCUUUUUGAGAUAGAGACGGGUCGGGUCACAUUCCGUUAGGACCCUUUCUGCAGAAGGUGUUACCUGUCAGCUUACCUAGUAGCUAUCUAGGUACGGAAGGUUGCAAGUAUAUCUCGAUAAAAAUAGUAGAUAUCAUAUAUACAACUUCGAGACAAGUUUACUAAAGAGCUUGCCAACAUAGCGUUCCACUUUGCCUAGGUAGAAUAAGCUUCUAGAACGGUAUUUCGAAGAAUUAUCAAUUUUCUGCAGCCUUGAAGCAAGACAUUAUCUAUGCAGCGGGCACAUCGUAGUGU